AUGGAUCUUCUGAGUCAGUUGCAGAAACAGAUUGCUGAUUUCUCAGCUUCUCUCUACCGGGAGGGUUUUGUGGACGAUCAGUUUACUGGGUUGAAGAAGCUGCAAGAUAAGAGCAGUCCUGGUUUUGUGGUGGAAGUUGUGUCUCUUUUCUUUGAAGAUUGUGAGAAGCUCGUUAACAAUAUGGCCAAAGCUUUAGAACAGCAGAUUGUAGAUUUCAAGCAGGUAGAUUCUCAUGUUCAUCAAUUGAAGGGUAGUAGUUCCAGCAUUGGUGCAGCAAGAAUUAAAAAUAUCUGCAUUGCCUUCAAGACUUAUAGUGAAGCCCAAAACCGUGAAGGGUGUGUGAGGUGCCUCCAACAAGUGAAUCAUGAGUGCAUUCAAUUGAAGAACAAUCUUCAAACCUUAUUCCAGCCUUCAGUCAACUGGCCAGACGUCAAUUCUGAUGCAGUUGUCAAGAAUAACCUUAGGCAACAUCGUCCCAGGGUUAGGGUGACCAAAGGAUGGGCUUGUGGUGUCUGGAAAAUGUGGUACUCCGCCUCCUCUAAAAGCCUGCAAUUGAGGAGAAAUGGUCCCAAAGUUUCUUAUGGAGAAGAAGCAUCCUGGUCAGUAGGGUUUCUUGGUCAUGUGCAGUUAUUGAAAGAUGUCUGUCGCCGUGGACAGUGGGUUGUUGACACUGAAGAUAUUGUUAUGGUUCCUUGGGCAGAAACUACCAUUAUAAAGCUUUUGCUGACGAUUAGGACGCAGUUAGCAAAACAGUUAAAGCUGAUCCCAAGAAGGAAUCAAGCUCUUGCAAGUUGCAAGGGAAAGAACUUCAGAAGGCCGGAUGUUCCUCAGUGGAUGAACAUUGAGACGCUCUGGAGGACAGAGACAGCACAGGGAAGGAUACAUGAGUCUACGUAUGCUGAUAAUGGAAGCAAGAGUGCAAAUCCAAAAGCUAACUCCUCUUGCCUCCAGAAUGGGAAGACCGCACAUGCAUAUGAUGACCGAUAG
Dovyalis caffra is the source of this 987-nucleotide messenger RNA. The record is from the annotation of a GenBank genome assembly. Lineage: Eukaryota; Viridiplantae; Streptophyta; Magnoliopsida; Malpighiales; Salicaceae.